UGUGCUGGGGGCGUGUUCUGCCAGUCCUUCUGCCCACGGCUCAUGCAUAAUAUCAUCCGUGCAUGCCACAGCGACGGGCAUCCUCGCUCUGAGUGCAAGUGUUUGCGUAUUCUUGUGUAUUUUUGUGUAGACGUGUUGCAAUCCAGAUCUAAUUUUGUCCGUCUUGUUCAGCCUCUAUGCCAGAGCGAUAGGAGGGAACGUGAAUGUCAGCGUAUGUGUAUGUGUGAUUUAAGAGGCACAGCUGUCCGCUGGGAGAUGACACACCAUCACACUCACUGAAUACAACUGGGGAAUAGGAGAGUGAGCAAAACAGAGGGAGAGAGAGGGGUCAGGGUGUUGAUUUGGAGUCAACAGAGGAUUAAAACAAAAUCAAGCUAGAGGAGAGGGAGAAAGCCUGAAGAAAAACACAAGAGACAGAAAGAGAAGCUUGAGAGAUAGUGAUAGAGCUAGAUAGAGAGAUAGCGAGAGAGAGAGAGUGAAAUAGAGAGAGAGAGAGAGAGAGAGAGGCAGAGCUCCCUAACUCCAGUGAUUCCCACACUGGCUGGCAGUAAGCUGUGGGCUCUGAUCUGCUCGCUCUGAUGGGGUUUCUUGCUUGUGCAUGCAGGGUUGGGAAUCCUGAAGGUAUCACAGGUUUCAGCUGCUGAUUUGGCCUCUUGUUUUCCUGUGACCUAUGACCAAUGAGAGCCAGGGCGACUAGUCCCAUCCUCACUGAUGGCUGAUGGAUCAUCAACCAAUGACAGUUACAAGAAUCCAGAAAGGGAGCUAAAAGAAGAUCGAACACAAGCAGCCAAAGGACGACGGGCAGAAAUGAGAGUGGUACUGUUUUGUGCCCUCCUCUCCCUCCUGCCUUCAUCUCAAGCCUGCCCAAAGGAGUGUAGCUGCAAUAGCAACACCAAAGUAGUGGAUUGCCGGGGUCGAGGCCUCUAUGACAUCCCUCGACGACUACAUCCAGACACCCAAGAACUGUACCUCCAAGAUAAUCGUAUCAGGGGGCUGGGAUCAAUGGCUUUCAGAGAAAUACCGCUUGUCCGCAUUCUUGACCUGUCAAACAACUCUAUAACAUCAAUAUCACCAACUGCUCUGCUGGGCCUCCGAAGUCUCCAGCGCCUCAGCCUGGCACACAACAGCCUUAGAGAGCUUGACAAGAGGUUGCUUGGACCUAUUCGCUCACUCUCACACCUUGACCUCUCGCACAACAGCCUGUGGGGUUUGCCUGGAGCCAUGGGUGACAGUUUGAGAAAUCUCAGUCACCUGGGGCUAGCACACAACAGGAUAGCACGAAUUGAUCGUUCCUUGCUGGAGGCCCUGACCCGCCUGGACAGCCUUACACUACGAGGCAACCCCUGGAGGUGUGACUGCCAGCUCAUAGGCCUCAAACUCUGGCUGGAGACAUACCUCUUUAAAGGUGGAGUGGUGGAUGAAGUGCUUUGCUCGCAACCAGAAGAGAUGAGAGACAGAGACCUGCAGAAAGUCCCCUACCAGCUUUUCCAUGCCUGCAUGACCACAAGCUACCAUUACCUGUUUGCUAACAUACACCACCUGGAGUCAGAGAGGCUGCUGCGAGGCCACACCCAUGGAAACCACGCUCAUCCCUCCAGCCACACUCUCCACAUUCCCAUGGGGAUGGGGGAAGGUUUUGGAGCAGGAGGAGGAGGUGGAGGUGGUGGUGGUGGAGGGAAUUUGCCAGAGUGUGAACCUAAGCAGAGGCCACGGCCUGUCAACCUGCGCCACGCGAUUGCCACAGUGAUUAUUACGGGCGUAGUAUGUGGGAUAGUGUGUCUGAUGAUGUUGGCUGCAGCAGUGUACGGCUGUGCCUACGCUGCAAUCAUGGCCAAAUACCAGCGGGAGUUAAAGAAGAACGAGGAGUUGGCAGCAGCGCGGGGGGCGGAUCAUAACACAGCUGAUGAGAAGGAACCGCUGGAGAAUGCUAUCGCUUAGGAGACGAUAACAUGAACCCUUGACUUACAACCUGGGCCUCAACCUCUAACCCGAUCCUCGCUGGAUGCCAUGUGUGUGAGUGUGUGUUUAUGAGCAAAAAAAGGAGACGGAGAUCUGUUACCUUUGUGUGUUCACCUCCUGUCUGAGAUUUUGGGUAGCUAACUUCCACAGGUAUUCGACUAUGCACUGUAUCCUCUGCUGUAUGCGGGUUCCAGGACAGGCCAAAGAAUCCCAAAGGAAUCAAUUCCAUUUUGUCUGAGACAUGCAUAUCACUGAUAUGAACAAAUAGCUAUAUAUUUAUAAUUGUGUAUUUGUAGGUCUAAUAGUAAAGCUCUAUUUAGAAAAUAGAUUUCAGAGUUUGGUUGUCUUUUGAGGUAAUUUAAAAAACUCAUAGCAGGCAGCUGCUGUAGUUUUCUGUAUCAUUAUUGUGAGAGGAUGGAAGAAAGAAUGAGUGUUUGUCAUUGUUUUAUUUGUGUUUCAGUCUAUGUGAUGAGAGAUGUUACCGUAAGCACAUAUUAUUAGAGAUUUUAAGAAUUUUUGUGCCUAAUAACGUGAUACAGUUUUGAAGAUGUUUUCUGAGAGGAUAUUUUUCUGCCAGCUGAAGAGAAGAUGGGAAAUUCGCUGAAGCAAUAAUGAAACAAACUAAAAGAAAACAACAGAAAAACUUGGACUCUGCCUUGUUGUUUUUCUACGACUUCACAGGUUUAUAGGUUGAAGUUAUCACCCUGCUGCAAACACAAACAGAAACUUUUAGACCUGCAAUUUUGAGAGUCUUGUUUGUGACUUAAUGCUGAUUUACUUAUGGUAGUCCUGUCCUUCAGUAUGUGUCAUAUAAAAUAAAAGGAAAUAUUUGGUUUUAAAUAAAGAAAGGAUUCUUAAAAAAGGGUGUUUUUGAAAAGAAAAAAUGUAUUGAUUCAAUGUAUUUCUCUAUGUUUAUGUAAACAUAGUAUUCACAGGAAGCAAUGCAUUUUUCCUCUUAAGCCCAGGUCAGAUGAAAGAUUUGCAAUAAGAAGAGUUAAAACUUGUGAUGAGCUGCUCUGCAACAUUCUGAUAGCCUUCCUGAGAUGAUGGAUCUUUUUCACAGCAUUAGAUUCUCAACAGUCAGUUUAAAGUGAUUUAAUUUUUAAGUCACAAUCACAGUUUGACAGUUCACUAUUUUUCCAUAAAUUUUUAAUUAUCUGUAUCUUCAUCGUCAUGAUAAUGUGGAAUAUUGGUGGGGAUAAAGGGGAGAACUUUCUGGGGCCCAGCCAAAAAUGGUGCAGGAAAAUCAUAGUCCAUAGUUAAGUUAAUCUGUGUAAACUGUAUUUUACCUUUUACCUGAAUAAUUACCACUCCUAUCCAGGACAAAUAAAAAAAAAAGGAUUUUAUGCAAUCAUGCCAAAGUAUAAUGAAGCAUUUUCAAAAUGUAAACCCAUUUUCAUGAAACAAAAUUACCUUUUUAUUGAUGAUGUAAACAAUGUGGAUGGGCACAUUGACUAAACCAUUUGAAAAAUAAUGUCAGACAUCAUAGCUAAAACCAUGAAGUGCAUAAAUGUCCGGAUACCAGACAAUAAAGUAGAAGACACUGAAAUAACUUUAAGUGAUCAAAAAAAUAAUUAACUGCAAAAUAAAGGCGAAAAUUAGGUACGAUAAAAUACGCUCAAGUGGCAAAAAAAGGAGAUUUAAAUGGUGAAAAGAGGUUAAAGAGUGGCAAAGAUGGGUUAAAUUUGCAUGAAAUUGGCUAAAAGUAAGAAAAUGGGCAGUAAAAUUGGUGAAAUGCAGUUCAAACGUAGCAAGUGUAGGUUGGAAGUACCAAAAAUGGAUUAACAAUUUGUUAAAAGAGGCUUAUAGGGUAAAGGCAGCAAAUAUGGUUUCAGAAAGGAAUAAGUGCCAAAAAUAGGUUUAAAGUGGCAAAAAAAGAACUAAGUUGCAGCAAUGGGUGGAAAAAAGGGAAGAAUGGUCAAAAAGUGGCAAAAUUGUUUUAAAAUUGGUGAAGUAGGCUAAAAGUGGCUAAAUGGGUUUAACAUGGCCAAAAAAUUUCUCAAAGUUGCAAAUAUGGUCA
Molecule: messenger RNA, 3979 nt
Organism: Cheilinus undulatus (humphead wrasse)
Lineage: Eukaryota; Metazoa; Chordata; Actinopteri; Labriformes; Labridae
Gene: lrtm1
Product: leucine-rich repeat and transmembrane domain-containing protein 1
Exons: 4
Coding region: 712-1938 (408 amino acids)
Cellular component (GO): plasma membrane
Molecular function (GO): protein binding
Source: RefSeq, a predicted model, not a curated record